Messenger RNA from Ustilaginoidea virens, 681 nucleotides. RefSeq lists its product as uncharacterized. The record is from RefSeq and is a predicted model, not a curated record. The transcript is spliced from 2 exons. NCBI's taxonomy places the organism in Eukaryota, Fungi, Ascomycota, Sordariomycetes, Hypocreales, Clavicipitaceae. The coding region runs from base 1 to 681 and encodes 226 amino acids.
AUGGCCUCUCAUCACGUCAUGAACCUCUCCAUGGACUACCUACCACCACGACGAUGUCGACGGGCAGAGUGGCCAAGGCCAUUGAGCAGGGAAGCCUACUUGAGCUGCGUGCUCGAAAGCCGGUACUUCAUCCUGGCCAUUGCGGUGCUGAGCAGCAAGCUUGACGCCAACCAUGGGCUUCAUCAUCCUCGCCACGUCCAUGGACAUUCACGCGGCGUACAGGGGGGAUCUGAAAAACGGUCCAGACGGAGCGCCGGGCCAAGAGACACGUCGCGCCGAAAACGAGACCUUAAGGCCCUCCGGAGCCUCCGAGCGCUGCUGGAUUUCCACGAGGCCGUCAACAUGGCGGAGUCGUGCGCCAUGGAGACCUGGCCUCGCCCCGGCAGCUGCCUCGGUGGCCAUGAGGGUUGCCGACCGGACCGACGGCUUCGGCAGUUUUAUCUUUUGCGUGAUGCAUGUUUCUUCUGGGACACGAUCCGCUCCCCGACGAGCAUGCUGGCGUGGAGGUUGCGCGAGGCCACUGCCCGCGUUAUCGAAGCCGAAGGGCUGCACUGCCGUGUGUCGCAGGACAAGGAAAACACCCCGAUGCUGCGGGCCUUCAUACUGCGGGCCUUCAUUCUGCGGUGGGCAGGCUUGCUGCUCGGCGGGUUUCCGAGCAAAGCUCGAGCGAGCGAGGGCUGA